Musa acuminata AAA Group (dessert banana) is the source of this 1094-nucleotide messenger RNA. RefSeq names its product norbelladine synthase-like. Gene Ontology annotation, cellular component: cytoplasm; nucleus. The record is from RefSeq and is a predicted model, not a curated record. Gene Ontology annotation, biological process: defense response; abscisic acid-activated signaling pathway. Bases 324 to 962 code for a protein of 212 amino acids. NCBI's taxonomy places the organism in Eukaryota, Viridiplantae, Streptophyta, Magnoliopsida, Zingiberales, Musaceae. Gene Ontology annotation, molecular function: protein phosphatase inhibitor activity; signaling receptor activity; abscisic acid binding. The transcript has 2 exons.
AAGAUCUGAGUGUGCUCCGCUUGCCACUCCAUUGUGCAGGCCCAGGAGUGGUGUUAGGUGGCCCGUUGCCAUCAAGCAGGCCACCUCCUGUUUGCGAGUCAUCUGUGCCAAGAGAUCUUCCACAAUGGUGAAGCCCAUCUACGAAUCGUAAAGCGAGUCAUCUGUGCCAUCUACGAAUGGUGAAGAUCUUCCGCAAUAGGUCUUCCACAAUGGUGAAGCCCAUCCACGAAUCGUAAAGCGAGUCAUCUGUGCCAAGAGAAAGUUGGGAGACGUGGAGCGUCUCAACGCCACUUGCGGCCCCAUCCGAACGAGCAAGAGAGACCAUGGGAAACGCCGGCUUUGUCGAGUUGCUACCUCGGAGAUUCCAGUCUAACGUCGGGUAUCCCGAUAAGGGCUUAUUUAUCCAUCUUUCUGUCUCCCAAACCAGACCAGGAAGAAGAAGAAGAAGAAGAAGAAGAAGAAGAAGAAGAGCAAUGAAGGGAACGUUGUGUCACGAGCUGGAGGUCGGCCUCCCUGCAGGCCAAGUCUGGGAGGUCUACGGCACGCUGCGGCUGGCUCAGCUGGUGGUGGAAUUGGUUCCUAACGUCAUCCAAAAGGUGGAUAUCGUCGAAGGAGAUGGUGGCGUCGGUACGGUUCUGCACCUCACCUUCCCCACCGGAACAAGUGGUGGUCCACAGUUCUACAAGGAGAAGUUUGUGAAGAUUGACGACGAGAAUCGAUUGAAGGAAGCCAUCGUGGUGGAAGGAGGAUACCUGGAAAUGGGGUUUCUGUCCUUUCUAGUUCGUUUCGAGAUCAUAGACAAGGAUGAGGGAGUCUCUUCCAUCAUCAAAUCCACCAUCGAGUACGAGGUUGACGAAGAGCACGCAGGUAAUGCUUCUCUCGUCACCACCGCGGCGGUCGCGGCGAUCGCUGAAGGUGUUUCUGGCUAUCUCAUGAAGGAGAAAAGUGGUGCUUCAAACUGAGGCCUGUAUGGAAUAUAAUUGCAAUGGUUUCUGAAUCGUAAUAAAGAGAAAAAUAAAAGAGAAAAUAUUGGGAAACAAAUGGGGCAUUCCGAGAAUUGAACUCGGGACCUCUCGCACCCUAAGCGAGAAUCA